GCCCUGCCAGCUCAUGAGGUGAGGGGCUUGUCCUUGGUGUCAGCCAGCCUGCUGUAAGUGAUGUCUCUUCUUAUCUCGCUGCUGACAAACCAUCAUCCUUCAUCGGGCCUAUUUAAGGCAGGGGAGUGCAGAAGGCACCAGCAAAACAGCCGCACAGAGUCUCAGAGGUACAAGGAAGCCGGGAUCGUUCGCCGCUUUUGCCGACUGCUGCGAUGCUGCCAGCGACUUUCAAGCUGUGUGCCGGCAUCUCCUACAGACACCUGCACAGCACAAUGGGCUUGAAGAGACAAGCUGCUGUUGCAAUUGUCCAGGAGAUAAAUAAAUGUGUACUUACCAGGCCUGGUUCCAGCAAGUGGAUCAAUCAUGUGCGCAGAAGGAGCUCUUUGCUAAGUUCUAGACUGGAAGAAAACCACUUCAAUGAAAUGGAGAUGUCCUAUAUCAAGCAAGGAGAGGAGGCGCUCCAGAAAUCACUUAAUAUUCUUGGAGAACAGAAUGACUGGAAAACAGAGACAGUGAUGGAGAAUGGUGACAAAGUCUUGAGCAAAGUACUCCCAGAUGUGGGGAAAGUAUUCCGGCUAGAAGUGGUGGUUGAUCAACCCCUGGACUGUGUCUAUAGCGAGUUAGUGGAAAGGAUGGAGCAGAUGGGAGAAUGGAACCCAAAUGUCAAAGAAAUCAAGAUCUUGCAGAAGAUCGGCACAGACACUGUGAUCACUCAUGAAACUGCAGCACCGACCCCUGGCAACAUAGUUGGGCCACGAGACUUUGUGAGCGUCCGCUGUUCCAAGAGGCGUGGUUCGACAUGUGUUCUAGCUGGCAUGUCUACCACCUACGCAGCAAUGCCUGAACAAAAAGGUGUUAUCAGAGCUGAGAACGGUCCCACCUGUAUGGUUCUUCGGCCUCUCACCGGCGACCCUUCCCAAACGAAACUAACCUGGCUUCUUAGCAUCGACUUGAAGGUACAUGGACAUGGGAUGGUUGCCAAAGACACUCAUCAACCAAGUCCUCUCCCAGACCCAGGUGGAUUUUGCUAAACAUCUACGCAACCACUUGACCAGCAAUUCCGCCUCCAUGCUGCAGGCUGCAUGCCACUGAAACAAAAUCACCUCUCCCUCCCUCCUCCUGGGUGAUGCCCCUUCCCCUGCUCACGGUCCACUUGUUAACAAGACUCUUCCUCUGGCAGCUGAAGCCUUCUGCUGUAGGAAAUGGCUGAAAUGUAAAUGUACUGCCUUCAAUUCCAACUUAUGGCGACCCUACGAAUAGGGUUUUCAUGAGGCUGAGAGGCAAUGACUGGCCCAAGGUCACCCAGUGAGUUUCAUGGCUAUGUGGGGAUUCAAACCUUGGUCUCCCCAGGUCAUAGUCCAACACCUUAACCACUACACUACACUGGCUCUCGGACAUUAACCUCUUCUGCUUGCUGGCUCCUCCGAGUGCUUCCCGAGAAGUGGCAUUUUUUACUUUCUCCCAAAGUGGUGUGUGUGUGCUGAGGUCUGCAUGUCCUCAGGGGUGGUCUGUUGUAGACUAGUGAUGGCAUUGCCAGAGCCAAAAGGGAGAUUUGGCCAUCCCCAUUUCUCUCUCUUCUCCCCCCCUACAUCCUGUUCAGUUGCCAGAGGGACAAAUCACUCGUCAGAGGUCUGAACUGAUGGCUUGCACAAAUCUUUUGAAAUUAGGCCGAGGGCCAAAAAUUACCCACUGCUGGGUCUAAAGGGUCAGCCAGCACGAAUAUUGGCACUGGCGGCUAGCUUCAUUGAUCCUCUGAGAAUGCUUUUAUGAAAAAGUGCAGGGUUGAGUAGAUUUUGCAUCCCCAUGUUUUUAACAAAGGGUUCCUUUUGAAAGACAUGCCUGAAACCUCGUUUUAGAGCAUCUUGAAAACAGAACCAAGUUAAUAAAGCUCAUAUGAGAACUUAAGCCAUGAUCUCAAGUAUGCUUGCUUUUUAAAAUCCACCACGUAAAUACAUCUUUUAAAUUUAUUGCAUUUUUAUACAAGACUUGUGUUCCAGGAAUACAGGAUGUGCUUGGUCCUCUAUUUUUUUCUUCCAAUAAGACUGUGGGAUAGUUUCAGGAAGAGUUCCUCCAGACAACAUAUUUAUUGAGCAUUCAUCCUGUUGUGCUUGCAGAAAGCUUAUGUGGGAGGUUAGAUGAUAUCCGCCUUAUUUCAGAUUUGUCUUGUAUGACAAUACGCAUUCCUUCUGAUUUUUCUUGCAGGGUGUUCAUAUACCCUGUUAAUCAUGUGUUUAUUCCAUGCUUUUAAAUGCAUUUCCCUGUCACUUUUCUAACAAAAAAAUCAGUCUUUUUUGAAGUGGAUUGGUUGCAGUAGGGUGAGAUUCACUUUAAUUGUGCAAAACUACAUUUCCCAAUAUGUGCUUUAAUCCCUCCCGCAAAAUACUGACAGCCUAGAACAGAGAUGGAGAAUCCUGUGGCCCUCCAGUUGUUGCUGAACUACAACUCCCUGCAAGCAUCGCCAAUGACCAGGGAUGAUGGAAGCCAUAGUUCAGUGACUUCUGGAGGGUCAAAGGGUCACCACACCUGGCCUAGAGGGGCUCUGAGAGGUUGUGAUUGGCCCAGGAUCAACCAGAAAUCCUCAAGGCUGAGUGAAGAUUUGAACCCGAGUCUCUGCAGUCUAAUUCUAGCAGCAUUCAACCUACUCCACUGCAUGGGUUCUUAGGGCCUGAUUUAGGAUCAGUCUGCCUGGGUCAGUUCAUUCCUGAAUCUAUCUCAUCUCUUAGAUAUUUAGCACUCAGCUACCCUCCACUAAAAUGAGUGGUCAAGAAACCUCAGCUUGCUGGCAGAGCUGAGGUCUUGUGUGCAGAAGGGCUCAUGCUCAAUCCCUGGCCUCUCUAAUUAAAAACAAAGGAUCGGGUUAGCAGGUGCUAUGGAAGACCUCUGCCUGAGAUCUCAGAGAGCUGAUGCUAGUCAGAGCAGACAAAACUAGGUUAGAUGGCCAAACAGUCUGACCUGCUAUACAUAAGGUAAGGGCACAAGAGCCCUACUGGAUCAGGUCAGUGCCCCAUCUAGUCCAGCAUCCAGAUGAAGUGCACAAGCAGCAUCUGACUGAAGGACUCUUCCCCCUUGCGAUUCCCAGUAACUGGUACUCAGAGGUAUACUGCCUGAUAGUAGAGGUAGAAUAUAGUUAUGACAGCUUCCUGAGUUCCAAAUGGCCUCUUUUCUUGAAGUGCAGUGCCCAAGGUGACAUCCAAUCUGAAAGCUUUUGUAUAUGGCAUUAGGUCACAGCUGGUGCCUGUUUAGGUUCGCAGAGGACUCCGUGCAAGAUGCUCUCAGCGCACACCCAAUUCUCCCAGUUUGCCAGUUGCCUCUCCCUGUAAGCCCAACCCACACCAGCUCCCAGAGAGAGAGAGAAGGCAUGCAAAAGUUAGUGCUCCUCGCUUGCUUAUUUGAAGGCAGCAGGUGAACAGGUAGCAUCAGCAAGCAAGAACAGCAGGGCAAGGAGGCUCCAAGGAUGGGCCACAGACAUGGGCGUCAGCAGGUGCUCAACAAUGCCAGCCCCUGCUCAUGGCUGUUUCAAACAUGCAAGUUGACCAAUGCAGUUUGAACUCUCCCUUAGUCUUAAUGGGCUCCUGGUUAGCUGGGCAAGACGCUCAAUGUUUUGUCUGCAUUAAAAAUGCAACUGAUAAUCACUUUGCAUUAAAGCAUUAAACCAUACAAUUGCUGAACAUCCUUUGUAGCUUAAAAGCCACAACCAGCAGUCAGACCCUUCCAAAAUUCAUAGAUAAAAAUAGGGUCAGCCUUGUGUAUUUUUAACACCUCUAUUUCCUUUCCAAAGCUCUCUGGCCAAAUCUCUUCCCAUCUCCACCCGCCAAAAUGCAAAUAUCCGUUUCUGAUGACUUUGCUGGAUUCAGCCCUAUCUUUUGGCAGAAGGUCCACAGCUCAGUGGCAGAGCAUCUGCUUUGCAUGCAGACACCUCCAGGUUCAGUUCCUAGUAUCUCCAGGUGAGAGAACUCUGGCUGAAAUCCUGGACAGCCACUGCCAGUCAGUGGUGACAAUACUGAGCUAGAUGGACCAAUGUCUAACAUAGUAUAUGGCAGUUUCCUCUCUUUCUCAGAACCAUAGCAGAGGAGGAAAGUUAAUCCCCAGUGCAAUCGCCGUAACUAGCAGCCAUUCUCUCCUUCCCCCUGGCUCCAAGCUGUUAACAAAAUCUGCAGUUUAAAUGCAAAGCUAUUUGAUAUUUAAUGUCAUGUGUAAGUUAGGGUCAUCAACCAAGUUAAAAUAAGCCAGGUACACUCCUAAACUCUCUUUGGGAAUCUGUGAUCUCAGAAGUCUGGCCUUGGAGUUGGCACAUUAGCCAACUUCACCACAGCUUUUACUAUUUCACCUACCUGGAUCCUUGAAUAUGCCACUGCUUUCAGCCACCUAUAAAAAAAUCCAGUUUGUAGGUAUUUUUUCCUUGUUUGCAGUUGGACAAAGUGUUUACUUAAUAUUUAUUCGAAGAUGAAAAAUUGUUCUGUUUGACUUUUGCAUACCAGCAGAACUGUGUAACAUGAAGAUUUGGUGUGCUAACACACCCAAGCUAUGUGAAAAAGAAUAACUACUUCUUUUGACCUGAGACAUUAAAAAGUAGCAGAAAACACAGCACAGGAAUUAUGCAAG
Molecule: messenger RNA, 4602 nt
Organism: Rhineura floridana
Lineage: Eukaryota; Metazoa; Chordata; Lepidosauria; Squamata; Rhineuridae
Gene: STAR
Product: steroidogenic acute regulatory protein
Exons: 7
Coding region: 213-1031 (272 amino acids)
Biological process (GO): regulation of steroid biosynthetic process; intracellular cholesterol transport; steroid biosynthetic process
Cellular component (GO): mitochondrion; mitochondrial intermembrane space
Molecular function (GO): cholesterol binding; cholesterol transfer activity
Source: RefSeq, a predicted model, not a curated record